Messenger RNA from Etheostoma spectabile (orangethroat darter), 1458 nucleotides. Its product is annotated as TBC1 domain family member 4-like. The transcript is spliced from 3 exons. Lineage: Eukaryota; Metazoa; Chordata; Actinopteri; Perciformes; Percidae. The record is from RefSeq and is a predicted model, not a curated record. Bases 636 to 1430 code for a protein of 264 amino acids.
GCGUUGUGGAAGAAAGGAUCUCAGUCGGGACCCUGCAUUAAAAGGCGAUAAACAAGCAUCAAUGUAUGUAUUACAGAAACGAAAAAAAAAAAAUGCGACCACGCCGACUAAGCUCAUAGGAUUUUAGAGCUGGGAUUGUUUCAAUGCGCCGCGCCGUUGUGCGCUCUGGAGCAACGCAGCGCGUCAAAGAAUUCCGAUUUCUCGGCGACUUGUUUACACAGGAGCCAACCAAAGCCACGUUUUAAGCAAGCUUGGUUGGGACAGUACAGUACAUGACCGUUUAGCAUUUGAGUUACUGCCCAUGCAAACAGUGGACAACAGUGCAGGGAAGCAAGCUACAAAUACAUCAGUAUAAAUGAAUUUUCUUGAAAUCCUAGAAAGCAAACUGUCCAUCGGUGAGAUUUUGAUAACAUGAAGUGUUGCUGCUGAUCGACACGGCGAGCACGUGCAGUAGCUAAUCGCUUCGUUGUAUGAACUUUCACCGUGGAUCUGGACAUGAAAACUGUUGCAAAUUAAACACAACGACGUCUGACCUUGGUUGCAAAUGGUACAGAUCGGCUCGGCAUCAUUUUUGAAAGUAGUCUUUAGUCCCACAUCGCUGUCACCGAGUUUGGCCGAAAGUCUGACGGGGCGACAUGGAGAGCAAGGAGGAGAGGGAGAACAGCCCUCUGAAGUCCGACAGGAGGUUUGCCCUGACUUACAUCGGCUGGUCGUCGCUCGACAGGCGGACCACCCUGCCCAUGCUUCCGUGGCUGGUGGCUGAGAUCCGCAGGAAAAGUGAGAAAGGCGACUGCGGCCCCGUGGUGCAGCCGAGAGAAGUUCAGCUGGUCCUCAACCCCCCCUUCGUCCGAUGUGUCCCCUCCAACAGCAACAACUCUUCAGUCUUUAUAUUCGAGCACAAAGCACAGCUCAUCUCUCGCUUCAUACACAACAGCAAUGACCUCACCUAUUUUGCCUAUCUGCUGCGGGGCCAGCCUGACAACCCUGAGUCCGAGAUGUCAUGUCACGUCUUUAAGGCCUCCGACCCCAACCAGGUCCCUGAGGUGAUCAGCAGUAUUCGCCAAGUGUCCAAAUCAGCCCUAAAGGAAGAUGCUAAGCCAAAACAGGAAGCUGACGAGGCCUUCUACAACUCCCAGAAGUUUGAAGUGCUUUACUGUGGCAAGGUGACAGUUUUGCAAAAAAAGGCUCCAGUCACCCUCAUUGAUGACUGCAUCGAUAAGUUCCGUCUGCAUGAGGGUGAGCGCAAGCGCCUGCGGCUGCUCAGCGGUCGGCAAGGGUCCACAGAGAGUACCCCUGUGGAGCUGUUAAUAGGGGAAGAAGGAGACCCUCUCUCCUCUGUUCUGAAUGAGAGUAUAGAAGACCCCGGAGGCCCUGGAGUGGAGGACAUGUCGGGAGUUGGAGGUAAGAGUCUCAAGCAGAUUGACGAUUAGGAAUAGCUGUUUUUUCAAAAUAAUGUGU